AUGUCUUCCCCGUCGUCCACUUCGGCCAAACGCAAACGCAGCGCCUCCCAACACCUCCCAGCUAGCGUCGCCAAAACAUCCACCGCCGAUCUCUUGCAGCCCUCCUCGCGCGACGCGUCCGGCGAGGAAGGAGACGACUCCACCGAUCCCUUCACCCCCGCGGUCAGCAAACACAAGAAACACAGUGCAGUCGACGUGACUUCUGCCGGUGGGCACGUCCCGCCCUCGAAACGGGCGCGCAAGUCGUCCACCGGCGAGGACCACGCCCCGGCUCUCAACGGCGCCGCCAGUGCAUCAGACAACAUCAACAAGGAGGAUCCUGGCGAGCCGUCCGAGACCACUGUCGCGAGCAGUGAUAUCGAGAAUGAGGCCAAGGGUCGGCCCGGGUUGCAGAUCAAGACGGGCGGCGUCGGUGCGCCCUCGCGCCAGGAGCUGAUGAAGCCGCCCGAGAAGGCUGGCUUGCAGGAUCCCGUUGGGUAUCGGACCAACGCGCCUCCCACCGGACGGCCGGUCCGGGUGUAUGCGGAUGGUGUCUUUGAUUUGUUCCACGUUGGUCACAUGCGACAGCUCGAACAGGCCAAAAAGGCGUUCCCUGAAGUGUACCUCAUCGUUGGCGUGACCGGAGACGACGAAACUCACAAGCGCAAGGGUCUCACAGUGUUGAGUGGCCGGGAACGUGCAGAGAGUGUCCGUCAUUGCAAAUGGGUGGACGAGGUGAUCCCCGACUGUCCCUGGAUCGUGACCCCGGAGUUCAUCGACCAGCACAAGAUCGAUUACGUCGCCCACGACGAUUUACCCUACGGGGCCGACGAAGGGGAUGAUAUCUAUGCACCGAUCAAGGCCCAAGGCAAGUUCCUGGUGACGCAGAGAACAGAAGGCGUCAGCACAACGGGCAUCAUUACCAGGAUCGUCCGUGACUACGACCAGUACAUCUCUCGCCAGUUCCAGCGAGGUGCUUCGAGACAGGAAUUGAACGUGUCGUGGAUCAAGAAAAACGAAUUGGAGAUCAAGCGACACGUGACAGAGCUCCGGGACAACAUCCGCAAUAAUUGGACUGCUACGGGUCAGGAAUUGGGUCGAGAGUUGCGACAAUUCUGGCAGAACAGCCGGCCUGGCAGCCCAGCCCCGAGCGCGAGGAAUAGCAUGGACUUUGGCAGUGGGCGUGGUGGCAGCGGUUUGACCAGUCCUACUGGGGGACCGAAAUCACAUGUGUCACGGCUCGAAGCAUUGGGCCGUCCAGACAGUCCGGUGGUCCCUAAUGGACGAAGCGAGGAUUUUGCGACGGGCUACAGUCUCGGGUUGAUUGGUGGUGUGAGAGCAUGGAUGAUGCGUAGCCGACGUUCGCUCAUGGAGAGUCGGCCUCAGUCGCCUACCACUAGCGAAGACGAGCAGGAGCCCGAGUUGGAACCCACCAACGGCCAUAUGAGUCCAGGAAAAACAGAAUCUUUGCGUGCAAGAGCAUAA
Aspergillus clavatus NRRL 1 is the source of this 1464-nucleotide messenger RNA. Its product is annotated as choline-phosphate cytidylyltransferase. The record is from RefSeq and is a predicted model, not a curated record. The transcript has 4 exons. Gene Ontology annotation, cellular component: nuclear envelope. Lineage: Eukaryota; Fungi; Ascomycota; Eurotiomycetes; Eurotiales; Aspergillaceae. Gene Ontology annotation, molecular function: phosphatidylcholine binding; choline-phosphate cytidylyltransferase activity. Gene Ontology annotation, biological process: CDP-choline pathway. The coding region runs from base 1 to 1464 and encodes 487 amino acids.